AUGCGCGCAGCUGUCCCACCAGCCGCCGCGGGCAAUCGAUCGGAUCGCAUGCGCGUGGGCCAAUCGCUGGCGUACCGAUUACCGUCUCAUCAUGCGACCAUGGACGCACUCUUGCGACCUCCAGCAAGCGACCAGUUGGAGGAUGUUGGCCACCUGCUCGCCGAAUACCGACGUGUCAAGGAGAGAAACCCUAUGUAUGUCGAUCCGCGACUCGAAGCGCUGGGCCUCGAUGAUCUUGCCCGGUUCCCUGGCACGCUCGUAGAAUGGAGCACCACCAUCACACCCCCCGGAUGGCUUCCCGUCGUUAAGUUCAAUCCUGCUACAAAUGUGGAGGAUGUGUAUCUCCUUUACGAAACGGGUGUGGCAAAGGAUGGGGAUCGGCGAAACCCGUCGAUGCCUUGGCGCGAAAUGGAGCGCCGCUUCGGAACUCGCUGGCGCGGUGCGCCAGGUCAAACCGCACCCGGUGUCGAAUGGACUCGCAUAAACAGGGUCCUGAAGUUCAUCAACGAGGCCGUGGAAGGAGUUCCAUCUCGACAUGGUACCUUACAGCAACGAAGUGAGCUCGUUGUGGCAAGCAUCAAGACGGCGCUUGCCCCCGCGGACUUCGCAAGGUACCGAAAGUUCUACGAGCACAUGCAGAAGAAGGACACGCGCGAAGUCAAUGGAGCGCAACUCAACAACUACGAUGCUCUCAAAUUGGCGGUCCGAGUCCAGUACCAAUAG
Molecule: messenger RNA, 723 nt
Organism: Microbotryum saponariae
Lineage: Eukaryota; Fungi; Basidiomycota; Microbotryomycetes; Microbotryales; Microbotryaceae
Source: the annotation of a GenBank genome assembly